AUGGGCAUCACCGUGUUCGUUGUGGGAGUUGGCUCGGAAAGCGACAUUGAUCAAGCUACUCUAGAGAACAUUGCUGGUGACCCUAACAGGGUGUUCAGGCUGACGGAUUAUGACAGCCUUGUGAAUGCAAUUCAACCCAGAUCUAUAAGAGAGAACAUUUGUAACGCCAGUAACCUGUGCGAUCCAUUUCCGUGUCAUACCAACGCCACCUGCCAAGUGUUGGGGAGGACCUACUCGUGCACGUGUAACGUGGGAUUCGUCGGGAACGGUCUCACCUGCACAGUUGUACAAUGCCCUGCCCUGACGGCACCAGUGAACGGUGCGCUGACACCUACAAACAGACGUCAGUACCAGGAUCAGGUCACCUUCACCUGUAACACGGGGUACGUCCGAAACGGAGCUUCUAGUGCGACGUGCCAAGCUGACGGCCAAUGGAGUAGCCCUGUCCCCACUUGCACACCGGUUCAAUGUCCUGUAUUGACGGCCCCAGCGUUUGGAUCGCUAAGUCCCGCCGGAGCAACCUCCUACCCCACCCUGGUAGCAUUCAACUGUAACACGGGAUACAUCCGAAAUGGAGCUACAAGUGCGACGUGCCAAGCUGACGGAACUUGGAGCAACCCUGUCCAUACUUGCACACCUGUCCAAUGCCCGGUGCUGUCGGCCCCAGCUAACGGAGCGCGGAACCCAUCUACCGGUUCAAACUCCUACCCGAACACGAUAUCGUUCACCUGUAACUCUGGAUACGUCCUGAACGGCAGCCCUAAUACGGUGUGCCAAGCUGACGGAUCAUGGAGCAACCCUGUACCAACAUGUCCACGUAGACCAUGCCCGGUAUUGACGGCCCCAACUAACGGAGCGCGGACACCCCCAACCGGAUCGAACCUCUACCAGGACCAGAUAUCUUUUACCUGUAACACGGGAUACCAACUGAGCGGAGUCUCCCUUUUGACAUGCCAAGCUACCGGAACAUGGAGCAAUGCUGUUCCGACAUGCACACCCAGGCAAUGUCCGGUGUUGGCGGCCCCCACCAACGGGGCGCGGACACCCUCAACCGGUUCGAACUUCUACACAAACACGAUCACGUUCACAUGUAGACCAUGCCCGGAUUUGACGGCCCCGACUAACGGAGCACGGACACCCGCUACCGGAUCGAACCUCUACCAGGACCAGAUAUCGUUCACCUGUAACACGGGAUACCAACUGAGCGGAGUCUCCCCUUUGACAUGCCAAGCUACUGGAACAUGGAGUAAUGCUGUUCCUACCUGCACACCCAGACAAUGUCCGGCGUUGACGGCCCCAACUAACGGAGUGCGGACACCCUUAACCGGUUCAAACUUCUACACGAACACGAUCACGUUCACCUGUAACUCGGGAUACCAACUGAACGGAGUCUCUUCUGUGACGUGUCAAGUUGAUGGAACAUGGAGCAACCCUGUCCCAACAUGCACACCCAGAACAUGUGUGACGUUGACGGCCCCAGCUAACGGAGCGCUGAGUCCUCCCGGACCUCACACCUACCCGAGCACGGUCAAUGUAAACUCUGUCCAAUGUCCGGCUCAGACGGCACCAGCCAACGGAGCGAUAAGUCCAGCUGCUGGACCGUACAGCUACCAGAACGUGGUCAGCUACACCUGCAACACGGGAUACGAACGGAAUGGUGCAGCCUCUGCGACGUGUCAAGCUGACGGAACAUGGAGUAAUCCUGUUCAUACAUGCACACGCAGACAAUGUACGGGAUUGACGGCCCCAGCUAACGGAGUUCGGACACCAUCAACCGGAUCAAACUUCUACCAGAACACGAUCACGUUCACCUGUGACUCGGGAUACCAACUGAACGGAGUCUCUCUUUUGACAUGCCAAGCUGACGGAACAUGGAGUAACCCUGUUCCAACAUGCACAAUCGGACAAUGCCCUGCGUUGUUGGCGCCAGCUAACGGAGUGAGGACGCCCCCUACCGGAGCGACCGCCUUCCAGCAGACUGUAUCGUUCACCUGUAACUCGGGAUACGUCCUGAACGGUGCGACUACUGUGACGUGCCAAGCUGGGGGAACAUGGAGCGCUCCUGUUCCAACAUGCACGCCAAGACCAUGCCCGGGAUUCACUGCCCCAACUAACGGGGCGGUGAGUAUUCUCGGACCGUACGCCUACCCGACCCAGGUCACGUUCACCUGUAACACUGGAUACGUACUGAACGGCGAUCCUAGCACGACGUGCCGAGCUGACGGAACAUGGAGCAAUGCUGUUCCAACAUGCACACGUGUACAGUGCCCGGCGUUGACGGCCCCAACUAACGGUCGUCUGAGUCCUACGGGAGCGAACUCCUACCCGGCCGAGGUGACGUUUACCUGUGACCAAGGGUACAGGCUAGUCGGAGCGGAAGUACUGGCUUGCCAAGCUAAUGGAAUGUGGAAUGAUUCGGUUCCAACCUGCCGAUUUACGAUCCCACCUCCACUACCCAGCACAUGUCCUUAUGCUGUAGACCUGGUCUUCCUCGUGGACAGCUCGGAGAGUUUCGGGGCAAACGGUUUCGAGGAUGCAAAGACAUUUGUCCAGAAUGUAGCAAACUAUUUUACACUCGGACAAAGCGACACAAGGGUCGGCGUCGUCACGUACAGCAACGAAACCGCACAGGACACUCGAAUUAGGCUCAAUGAAAAUUACACUAGGAUUGAUGCCUUAACUGCGAUCCGUAACAUUCCGUAUGAAAGCGGUGAUACCUUUACUGGGCGUGGUCUAGACCACGUGCGUAACAAUUCCUUUCUCGAAGUGAAUGGCCGACGGAACACUACCUUCGACAUGUUGGUCGUAUUGACUGACGGUAACUCGGGAGAUGACGUCAGCGCUCCAGCGCAGUCAUUACGUCAGUUGGGCGUUACCAUAUUCGCAGUGGGGGUGGGCAUGGAGGCGGACAUCAGUCAAGCUACUCUGCAGGCCAUUGCGGGUGAUCCGAACAGGGUGUUCAGGCUAACAAGCCGCAACCUCCUUCCAGAUGAUGGCCGCGCCGCAGCUAUAAGACAGUCGGUUUGUAACGCUAUACGAUGCCCUGCCCUGACGUCACCGAGUAACGGCAUCCUGAAUCCUGCUGGACAGACCUCCCCUGGGAACGUGGUUACCGUCACCUGUAACCAGGGGUACAACCCUACCGGCCAGACCAGCCUUACCUGUCUUCUCAAUGGGGACUGGAGUGCAAAUGUACCGACAUGCAACCGUGUGCAAUGUCCGCCGCUGACGGCCCCAACUAACGGAGGUCUGACUCCUGCCGGAAUGAACUCCUACCAGGACGCGGUUACCUUCAGUUGUAACACGGGGUACGGGCUAAACGGGGCAGCUACCCUGAGGUGCCAAGCUGACGGACAGUGGAGCGAUCCUACUCCAACAUGCCAACCCGGACAGUGUCCGACGUUGACGGCCCCAACAAACGGAAUGCUGUCUCCUCCGGGAAUGACGUCAUACCAGGACACGGUCACGUUCACCUGUAACACGGGGUACGUGCUGAACGGAGCCUCCACGACGACAUGCCAGGUUGAUUUAACAUGGAGUAAUGCUGUUCCAUCAUGCCAACGCGUACAGUGCCCACAAUUGGGGGCUCUGACAAACGGAGUAUUGCGACCAUCGGGCGCCACAUCAUACCAGGACGUGGUGGAGUUCAUUUGUAACCUGGGGUACGAACUUGAGGGUCCUCCUAGCACUACCUGCCAGGCAGACCGCACGUGGAGCAAUCCUGUCCGAACAUGUUCAGCUGUACAAUGUCCAUCGAUGUCGGCUCCAUCUAACGGAGCGGUGUCUUCCACUGGACCGAACUUUUACCAGGACCAGGUCACCUUCAGCUGUGAUCCGGGCUACGGACUGGACGGCACCGCAAGAUUGACUUGUCGAGCUGACGGAACGUGGAGCAACCCUUCUCCAACCUGUAGACUUGGACAAUGUCCGAGCCUGGCGGCCCCUGCCAAUGGACAACGGAAUAAUAUCGGAGUGAACUCCUUCCAAACCACCGUCACCUUCACCUGCAACUCAGGCUACCAACUAGUCGGCGCCUCCAGUGCAACGUGCCAGGCUGAUCUAACAUGGAGUGAUAACGUUCCAACAUGUCAACCUGUAACGUGCCCGGCUCGGACGGCUCCAACGAACGGAGCAGUGAAUCCACCCGGCGAUGCAUCGUACCAAGACGACGUCCAGUUUACUUGCAGCCAGGGCUACCAGCUGAACGGUGCCUCUAGUGAUACCUGCCAAGCUGACGGAACAUGGAAUGCAUCUGUUCCGACUUGCACAGUUGUACAAUGUCCGGUAUUGACUCCUCCAACAAACGGAGCGCUAACUCCUACGGGGACUACCUCCUACAACACCGUGGUCACGUUUAGCUGUAACACUGGAUACGUACGGAACGGCGCUGAAACCACGACGUGCCAAGCUGACGGAACAUGGAGUAACGCUGUUCCAACAUGCACACCUGUAACAUGUCCGACGCUGACUGCCCCAGUAAACGGUGUAUGGAAUCCUACCGGAGCAAACUCUUACACGAACACGGUUACGAUCAACUGUAACGUGGGAUACGUACCAGAUGGGGUCUCUAGCAUCACGUGUCAGGCAGAUCGCUCGUGGAGUGCCGCAUUACCGACAUGCAGACCCGUUCAGUGCCCACCAUUGACAGCCCCUGUAAAUGGCGCAUUGAGUCAGACUGGAGCAACCUCAUUCUCGGACGUGGUGCAGUUCCUCUGCAACACAGGUUACGAAUUAGACGGUGCCACCAGUGCUACUUGCCAGGCUGACCAAAGAUGGAGUGAAACUACUCCGACUUGCAGAGUUGUGCAGUGUCCGGUAUUGUCAGACCCAGCGAACGGAGCUGUGAGUCCUGCCGGAGCGAACUCUUACAACAAUGUGGUCAACUUCAACUGUGACACCGGAUACCGACUGAGCGGAGUCUCCACUCUGACGUGUCGAGCCGACGGAUCAUGGAAUAAUGCGAUUCCAACAUGUACAGUUGUAACAUGCCCGACGUUGACGACCCCAAACAACGGAGCGCUGAAUCCGACCGGUGCGAACUCCUACCCGGUCGUGGUGUCGGUCACCUGUAACACGGGAUACGAGAGAAACGGAGCCUCAAGUGUGACGUGCCAAGCUGAUGGAGCAUGGAGUGCUGCAGUUGCCACAUGCACACCUGUCCAAUGUCCGGCAUUGGUGGCUCCAACGAACGGAGCAGUGGAUCCACCCGGCCGCACUUCAUAUCAGGACAUAGUGGGGUUUACUUGUAACACGGGCUACCAGCUGAACGGGGCCUCCAGUACUACCUGCCAAUCUGACCAAACCUGGAGUGCACCUGUUCCGACAUGUACAGUCGUGCAGUGUCCAUUGUUAUCGGCCCCAGUGAACGGAGCGCUUACUCCUGCCGGGUUGACAUCGUACCAAGACCGGGUGACGUUCAGCUGCAUCCCGGGAUACGUACUGAGCGCCGCCGCCGUUGUGACGUGCCAAGCUAACGGGGCAUGGAGCCACGUCCCAACAUGUAGCCCCGUACAAUGUCCUAUACUGAGAGCUCCAAACAACGGAUCUCUGAGUACCGGAGCGACCAUCUACCAGACGGUGGUCACGUACACCUGUGACCUGGGAUACGAAAGGGUCGGCGCCGCCAGUGCUACCUGCCAGUCCGACCGCACUUGGAGCGAUCCCGUUGCUACAUGCAUACCUGUACGGUGUCCGCAACUGACAAGUCUGGCAAAUGGGGUGAUCAAUCCUCCCAACCGCAAUACGUACCAGGACGUGGUGACGUUUACUUGUAACCAGGGUUUCGAGCUGAACGGAGGAAACGCUGCCACCUGCAGAGCUGACCGUACAUGGAGCGAGGCUAUCCCAAGUUGUACAGAUAUCAAUGAAUGCACAAGGAAUAGGUGUCAUAGUCUGGCUACAUGCACAAACACUAUCGGCUCGUUCCAGUGUACCUGUUUCAGUGGAUAUGCUGGAGAUGGAUUCAGCUGCGCAGAUAUCAACGAGUGUGCUGCCGUACCAGGGCCAUGCCACCAGUUUGCUGAUUGCACCAAUCUACCAGGGUCAUUUACGUGUAACUGCACGGAGGGCUACAUCGGAAAUGGAUUCACUUGUGCAGCACUUCCAUGCGAUCGUCUGGACCUGCAAGGCUGGGACAUCGUCUUCCUCCUGGACAGCGCUGAUCUCGGCAACGAAAGGCAGACAUUCGAAGAGGUCAAGGGCUUCACCAGGCAGACCAUCGACGAGCUGAUAGACAGCGACGGUGUCACCCGCAUAGGGCUGGUGCAGUACGAUGACACCCAGAACACGACUUUUAAUCUGAACCAGCACCAGACCAAGGCUGCUAUCCUCAAUGCUGUGGACAGCAUCGAAUAUCUCGGUGGAGGCACCUACACGGGAAGAGCAAUCCACUAUGCUCGACAGAUCUCCUUUUCAACUGAAAUUGAUAAUGGAAACCGUGAAAACCGCCCCGAUGCGAUGAUAGUCGUCACAGAUGGAGUGUCCAUUGACCCCAUCACGUACGCCUCCACUGCUUCCAGACACCAGGGCAUUACGGUAUUUGCCGUCGGCAUAGGGGAUAGAAUAGACAGGGCCACGCUUCAACAAAUUGCCGAAAAUGAUGGAAAGGUUUUCCAAGUUACGGAUCAAGCAUCUCGCACCCAGGCCAUCAGAUCGUUGAAGGGGUGGUUUUGCAGAGGUGUUUACUGUGGAGAUCCCCCUGCACCAGCAUCUGGUACCCGGCAAGGCACGUUAUACGAGGGUGGGCGGGUGGAUUACAGCUGUUCUGACGGCCACACACUGGUCGGUACAACCUCCAUCACAUGCCAGAGAACCGGCACGACCGGAACCUGGAGCAAUACCAAUACUCCCAUUUGCAUAGUUGGUGAUCCAUGUAGCCCUAACCUGUGUGAAAAUGGAGGACAAUGUUUUCCUACGGUUACUUCCUUCCGCUGCCGAUGUGCCAGUGGAUACUUGGGCAAUACAUGUGGCAGACAGCUGCAAUGCCCGGCAUUGCCCAACCCAAUCAACGGCGCGCUGAGUCCAACCGGUGUAACCUCCAACCAGACGGUGGUCACCUUCUCCUGUAACACGGGAUACGUACUGACCGGCGCUGCUACCACGACGUGCCAAGCUGACGAGAGAUGGAGCAACCCUGUUCCAACAUGCACACCCAGAGAGUGUCCGCCAUUGACGGCCCCAGCUAACGGAGCGCGGACACCCACAACCAGAUCGAACUUCUACACGAACACGAUCACGUUCAGCUGUAACUCAGGAUACGUACUGAGCGGAGUCUCCCCUUUGACCUGCCGAGCUGACGGAACAUGGAGCAACACUAUCCCAACAUGCGGACGAAGACAAUGCCCCGUGUUGACGGCCACCGCUAACGGAGUGCGGACACCCGCUUCCGGAUCGAACUUCUACACGGACAUGAUCACGUUCACGUGUGACACCGGAUACCAACUGAACGGAGUCUCUACUUUGACAUGUCAAGCUGACGGAACAUGGAGUGAUAAUGCCCCAACAUGCACAAGUUCCGGUACAGGUUCAGGCACACAAUGCCCGGCGUUGACGGCCCCAACUAACGGAGCGCUGAAUCCAUCUGCCGGACCGUACACCUCCCAGCAGGAGGUCACAUUCACCUGUAACACGGGAUACCAACUCAGCGGUACUUCUACCAGUAGGUGCCGAGCUGACGGAACAUGGAGUAGUGCUGUCCCAACAUGCACAAGCACAAGUUCAGGCAUAGAAUGCCCGGCGUUGACGGCUCCAACUAACGGAGUGCUGAACCCAUCUGCCGGACCGUACUUCUUUCAGCAGGUGGUCACGUUUACCUGUAACUCGGGAUACCAAAUCAGCACCACUACUAUCAGAAGGUGCCAAGCUGACGGAACAUGGAGUGAACCUGUUCCUACAUGCACCGCCACAGGCACAAGCGGAACUGGUGGACUUUCAGAAGGAGAUAUCGCCGCCAUAGCUGGAGGGUCUGCGCUGGCUGGCGUUGUACUUCUGGCCCUUCUUGCCGCUUUAUUCUGCAGUGCCGGGGCAGCAGCAGGUAACAAGAACAAGGACAGACCAUGAUGGACAUCAUCGGAAAACCCAGCGACGAAAUGGACGUCGCUACUGCUGAUGAUUCAAAUAAGUGAUUAAGGAUGACAUAAGAAUUAGAUAACAAUUAGUGGCCGGUGAUCGAAAUUUUGUUGUUGUUUUGUUUUAAAUUUCAACUCUGGGGUCGUAUUUUGUGAUUUUAAGUAGGCAAGAUAGGGGUGCUGAUAGUGGUUUAAAUCAAGGAUAGUCUGAGUUAUCUUUAUAUGUAUGUGCUAGUAUAGUGUACCGGGAUACUUUACAAUCCUUGUGUUUUAUAUAGUGUUUUGCUGUUCUGCCUCGCUAAGUAUAUGCUACGGUCGUAUUUCAAAACCGAUACCCGAACGGUAUGGUUGCCGAAACGAAAAAGUGUUUAUCAAGACGUAUGCAAAAUUUGAUGAAGAAAAA
This is a messenger RNA of Branchiostoma floridae (Florida lancelet), 8469 nucleotides long. Its product is annotated as sushi, von Willebrand factor type A, EGF and pentraxin domain-containing protein 1-like. The transcript has 46 exons. The record is from RefSeq and is a predicted model, not a curated record. Gene Ontology annotation, cellular component: external side of plasma membrane. Lineage: Eukaryota; Metazoa; Chordata; Leptocardii; Amphioxiformes; Branchiostomatidae. Gene Ontology annotation, molecular function: oligosaccharide binding; calcium ion binding; sialic acid binding. Gene Ontology annotation, biological process: response to cytokine; heterophilic cell-cell adhesion; leukocyte tethering or rolling. Bases 1 to 8058 code for a protein of 2685 amino acids.